AUGUCCCAGGCCAUAGAAAAGCCUUCGCACGAGGCCUGCUUGGACUACUUUGAUCGACUGAUCGAUAACCCUCCAAAGGAUGCGAUCCCUUAUUAUAUCGGAACCCCCCUUUAUGAUGAGCGAUUUACGUCCAAAUUUGAUUCUCGGCUACAUCCGGGCCAGGAGCUCUUCAAGAUUGGACUCGUUGAUGGCUUGAAUACUCCAUGGCUACACGCCGGCCUAAUGGGCUCCGGAACUCCAUUCCAUAGAGAGGAUGCAGAUCUAUGCUCGUUCAAUUGGGUCCUCGGUGGUUGGAAACUCUGGAUUCUGAUCCGAGUGAGUUCCACUCAAAAGGUUGAAGAAUAUAUCAGGAAAAACUGGCCGUGCAAUGACUGUGAUCAAUUUGUCCGCCACAAUUCGUUGCUCAUCAGCCGGAAGACCCUGACGGAGAACGGCAUUGAGUUUGAUGUAUUGAUUGCUGGACCUGGGGAUCUAGUGUUUAAAGACAUGCGACAGUACCAUGCGGUCGUGAACAUCACUAAUUGCGUGGCUAUGGCAAUCAAUUUCAUCCCUCUAGGUAAACCAUUCCUAACAAAAGAUCUGCUUGUGUGCCCAGGUUGCGGGCUAUAUCACCUCAAACACGAGAAUAUCCGGCAGGUUCGCUAUCAUCCAGCAAAACAGCAGUCGGAUAUCGUAGCCGAAAGCGUGAGCAACAUGAGAGCGAAGAGGAAGCUACGGACCACUAUCGUGGACCCCAGAGUAGCGAAAAAACACAAGGAGGACCGACCUUUACCAGUCGCUAAAGACCUAUCAGACCUGGAGCAAACUAAAAAUUAA
Fonsecaea erecta is the source of this 816-nucleotide messenger RNA. RefSeq lists its product as hypothetical. NCBI's taxonomy places the organism in Eukaryota, Fungi, Ascomycota, Eurotiomycetes, Chaetothyriales, Herpotrichiellaceae. Bases 1 to 816 code for a protein of 271 amino acids. Gene Ontology annotation, molecular function: histone demethylase activity. The record is from RefSeq and is a predicted model, not a curated record. The transcript has a single exon. Gene Ontology annotation, cellular component: nucleus. Gene Ontology annotation, biological process: chromatin remodeling.